Molecule: messenger RNA, 389 nt
Organism: Camponotus floridanus (Florida carpenter ant)
Lineage: Eukaryota; Metazoa; Arthropoda; Insecta; Hymenoptera; Formicidae
Gene: Or67d
Product: odorant receptor 4
Exons: 3
Coding region: 36-338 (100 amino acids)
Biological process (GO): detection of chemical stimulus involved in sensory perception of smell; sensory perception of smell
Cellular component (GO): plasma membrane
Molecular function (GO): olfactory receptor activity; odorant binding
Source: RefSeq, a predicted model, not a curated record
UGAUUUUACUUAAGUUCUCGAUACAUUUGCAUGAUAUGGCGGAAGCGAUGAGAUACUGCCUUUACAUUAUUGCUCAAUUAUUCCACCUGUUUUGCUUUAGCUUCCAAGGGCAGAAAUUGAUAAAUCAUAGUUUGGAAACUCAUAACAAAAUCUAUAAUGGUGUAUGGUACGAAAUGCCAGUGAAGGAACAAAAAUUAUUGCUACUCGUGAUGAGAAAAAGCAUCGAAGCUAGUACUGUGACUGCCUGCAAAAUAUAUAUAUUUUCUUUACAAAAUUUCACCACGGUUCUGCAAAGCGCGAUGUCGUAUUUUAUGAUGUUAGCAUCCUUCAAUGAAUGACUCGAUUCGAAUAAUUAUAAUAUACACAAUGAAAUAACGCUGAGAAAUUCU